AUGUAUGAAAAGUUCUUUGAUGCAUGCAAACGAACUUUCGAUGUUAAAAAUAAUAUAAAUAAUGGUUAUGGAGGCAAACAGAAGACUUGUUGGCCUUUAAAAUGGAAGAAGGAAAAUAGGUGUUUAGUGAUCAUAUCAGAACCUACAUCUCUACUUUGUCUUCUUGUUGAUGAAUCCAGUCAUUUGUGUUUCGUUUGUUUUGAUCAAGUUGUCAAACACUAUCCUUUUGUAAUCAGUAUUUCAAUCAUACAAAUAGAUUUGUUACAAACCAAAGAUGCUAUUUUCAGUCUUGAAACCGAUGCUCCUAGUGGUAGCGUAAAACCAGAAUACUUUCUAUUUAAAGAAUCCAGUGAGACAUUCAACCUUUACACACUCCGUGUUAUCACCUUUGCUUUCUUCAACAGUGUAUUCUAUUUGGCUUCUGAUCACAGGGUUACACGUUCUCAGCUAAUAGUAGUAUACUUUAACCAUAACUUUGAGACCAAUCGUCCAUUUAAGAUCAGAAAUGAGAAUAAAGAGAAGAAUAAUAUGCUAUAUCCUAUCCUCCUAUCCUGCUUUAUGUCUAAUGAUGAUUCAGGAAGACGAAUUCAAUUGAAAGGAAAAUUAAAAUAUGGGUGA
Echinococcus granulosus is the source of this 618-nucleotide messenger RNA. RefSeq lists its product as hypothetical. Bases 1 to 618 code for a protein of 205 amino acids. The transcript is spliced from 4 exons. Lineage: Eukaryota; Metazoa; Platyhelminthes; Cestoda; Cyclophyllidea; Taeniidae. The record is from RefSeq and is a predicted model, not a curated record.